AUAGUAAUAUAAUUAUAGUACAGAAUAAUUAUAAUUAUAAUAAAUAUUAGACUACAGUCUCAGUUUUAAAACGAAACCACCUUGUCCUAACAUUCCCAAAAUCUUUCGCCUUCUUAACCGCCAACUAACUACCUCUCUCUCUCUCUCUAUUUUUGUUUCUCUCUCCUCAACAUUCUGACUCUUUCUUUCUCCUCCCCACAUUCACUCUCCCUCCCAAAUUUUCCCACAAUGCUCAACUUCUCUCCUCUUUCCCAUCUCCCAACUUCAACAAAACACUAACUUUUUUUCAUCACACAAGAAAAAAAGAAAGAAAAAUUAGAAAAAAAUGGAUGAUCGCCCCAAAGAUCCCGACAUCAAGGCGCUGGAGGCGCUAUCCAACUCGCCGCCGCGCCGGAAAACCCACUCCUACAGCCAGCAGCUGCGGACGAUGACCGGCGGCCACCACCCCCGCCACGCGAACCACCCCCGCAACCACAGCCUCGACGAGAUCGACAUCCUCGGAGGCGGCGGCAGCGGUGGCGAGGGCGCCGACGACGAGGAAGACUUCUACCGCUAUCCCAUCACAACCGGGAGCGUCGGCGGCGCCGUCGACAUGAUGGAUUACGUCGGGAUGGGGGAGGGCGGCAACGGCUUCGACGACUCGCAGCUGCUGCCAUACCAGCCGCUGCCGGAGUUCAUGGGCAGCGGCGGCGGGGUCGGGGUGUUCAAGGCCCCUACUAGAGCGGCGAUGCACCCCAACCGGCCGCCGUGCCUCGAGAUUAGACCUCACCCUUUGAGGGAAUCUCAGAAUGGAAAAUUCAUAAAGACGAUUGCCAGCACAGACACGCAGCUGUGGGCGGGGCAGGAAUCUGGUGUAAGAGUGUGGAAGUAUUCAGACACAUUCGACCCGGGGUCCUUCACGGGGACAGCAGGGCGAAGGCUACCAAGAGGAGACGAGGAGACAGCCACGUUUCACGAGUCAGCAAGCACGUCUCAGACACUCUGCUUGAUGGUCGAUGAAGGGAGUAAGCUCGUUUGGAGCGGACACAAGGACGGUAAGGUUCGUUCGUGGAAGAUGGAGCAGCAGUUCACCGACGGCAACGCCUUCAAGGAAGGCUUCUCUUGGCAAGCACAUAGAACUCCAGUUCUUUCCAUGACAAUGUCUUUCUAUGGUGAUAUAUGGACUGGCACAGAGGGCGGCAUUAUAAGGAUCUGGCCAUGGGAAUCUCUUGAAAAAUCUCUUGGACUAACGCAGGAGGAGAGACGAAUGGCCGCUCUGCUGGUCGAGAGAUCAGUCAUCGACUUGAGAGCUCAAGUCACUGUUAACGGCGUCUGCAACAUUUCUUCUUCAGAUGUUAAAUAUUUGUUAUCCGACAACGUUAGAGCCAAAGUUUGGGCUGCAGGCUCUCAAAUCUUCUCACUAUGGAAUGCUCGGACAAGGGAGCUUCUGAAGGUAUUCAACAUAGAAGGCCAGAUUGAGAAUCGCGUAGAUGUGCCACAGGAGCAACCGGUUGAAGACGAGGCGAAUGCCAAGCUUGUCUCCAAGGGCAAGAAGGACAAACCGCAGGGCUUCCUGCAGAGGUCGCGCAAUGCUCUUAUAGGCGCAGCGGAUGCUGUCCGCAGAGUGGCAAAGGGGGCAGGGGCUUUGGUCGAAGACACGAAGAAGAUAGAGGCAAUGAUGAUCGCUGCAGAUGGCGUGAUCUGGACCGGUUGUUCCAAUGGGUUGUUGAUCCAUUGGGAUGGGAAUGGCAACCGCGUGCAGGAUUUCACCCGCCACCCUGCUGCCGUGCAGAGCAUCUGCUCCCACGGGGCGAGGGUGUGGGUCGGGUAUGCCACGGGCAACAUCCAGAUACUAGACCUCGAGGGAGGCCUAGUAGCCGGGUGGGUUGCCCACAACGAGCCCGUUAUAAAGCUCGUUGUUGGCCACGGGUAUCUCUUCAGUUUAGCCACACACGGCGGCAUAAGGGGGUGGAACAUAGCCUCCCCUGCAUCCACGGAUAGCAUAUUGCGGCAAGAGCUAUCCGAGCGGUCAGACAUGUACACGAGGCGGGAGAACGUGACCAUUAUGGUGGGGACGUGGAACGUUGGCCAAGGACGAGCUUCUCAGACGGCCCUCAAGUCGUGGUUGGGCUCUGCAGUCUCCGACGUUGAUAUUGUGGUUGUCGGGCUGCAGGAGGUGGAGAUGGGUGCGGGUUUUCUAGCCAUGUCAGCAGCAAGAGAAACGGUAGGGUUAGAAGGGAGCUCUGUGGGGCAAUGGUGGCAAGAUCAUAUCGGCAAGGCGUUGGACGAAAGAUCUGUCUUCGAACGUGUAGGGUCGAGGCAGUUGGCUGCCUUGCUGAUUGCGAUUUGGGUAAGAAAAACCCUCCGGCCCCAUGUCGGGGACUUGGACGUUGCUGCGGUUGCGUGUGGUCUAGGCCGUGCAAUAGGAAAUAAGGGAGGUGUGGGAUUGAGGUUGAGAGUGUAUGAUCGGCUCAUAUGUUUUGUAAAUUGUCAUUUUGCUGCACAUUUAGAGGCAGUAAACAAACGGAAUGCUGAUUUCGAUCACAUUUUCCGAACAAUGACUUUCACCCGGUCUACGCACUUCUUUGGCAACGCCGCUGGUAUGCUGCGAUGCCUCUACUUGUCUUGCUCUCUUCUUCUCUGCAUAUAUUUAUUUUGGCUGCUUUAUUCGUUUGGCUUGCCGUGGCUCCUCAUUUUUGCAGCUGGUGUUUCAUCGGCUAAUCAAGUGCUCAAAAACUCUAAUCAGGGUACGCCUACUAGUCCUGAAGAGGCAAGGCCUGAUCUUGGUGAGGCUGAUAUGACUGUCUUUAAUGGCGAUUUUAAUUAUCGCCUCUUCGGCAUCACUUAUGAUGAAGCUCGGGACUUGGUCUCUCAGCGAAGCUUUGAUUGGCUUCGCGAGAAAGACCAGCUACGAGCGGAGAUGAAGGCCGGAAGAGUUUUCCAAGGGUUUCGGGAGGCCCUCAUUAGGUUUCCUCCCACGUACAAGUUCGAGAAAGGGAAACCGGGUUUAGGAGGUUACGAUUCCGGUGAGAAGAAACGAAUCCCGGCUUGGUGCGACCGAGUUCUAUAUCGCGAUAACAAAGCAGGUACAGCGAAAGAAUGCAGCUUAGAUUGCCCCGUGAUCGCCUCCAUAUCGCAGUACGAAGCUUGUAUGGACGUGAUCGAGAGCGACCACAAGCCCGUCCGGUGCAAGCUCAACCUCGACAUUGCUCAUGUCGACAAGACGAUCCGGAGGCAGGAGUUUGCGAAGAUCCUCGCGACCAACGAGGCGAUCAGGUCGAGCAUCGAGGCGUUGCGCUUCGUGCCCGAGACGUCGGUCAGCACGAACAACAUCGAGCUGCAGAACCAAGACACAUUCAACUUGAAGAUCAGCAAUCGGAGCGCUGAUGAGAGCGUGUUUUACAAGAUUGUGUGCGUGGGACUAUGCGCCAUCAAGGAUGACGUCACCGAGCCCGACUACCGCCCGCGGGGCUCCUUCGGCUUCCCUCGUUGGCUCGAGGUGACACCGGCGGCCGGCCUGAUCCGGCCGGAUCAAGUGGCGGACGUGUCGGUGCAUCACGAGGAGUUCCACAAGUUGGAGGAUUUGGUCGAGGGAGUUCCACAAACAUGGUGGGCUGAAGACACCAAGGACAAGGAGCUGAUCUUGGUGGUGGCGGUGCAAGGCAGUUGCUCGACCGACGUAAAAACGCACCGUGUAAUUGUCCGGCACCGCUUCAGCGGGAACGCGAUUCGGAUAGAUCAGAGAAGCAAUCCUGCAGCCAAUAAACAAGAAGGCAGCUCGCACCAAAAAUCGUUUUGAGAUAGCUGAGGUUUUUCAAACCCUAAAAUGCCAGCAUCUGCAGUCGAAUCUGAGAUCUUUGGCCUGGCUACAAUGUGCGUCGUUCUCGCCUAAUUUCGUGUCGAACGACUUGCAUAAUCAUCGUGGUUGCUAAGGAGGUCAUGUCAGCAUUGUAUUGUUUGAUGGCACAAAUCUAAUCACAAGGUACAUAUUUGUAGAAAUGGAUAGGCAAAUAGGAAAUUCUUUUAUUUGGUAUAUAUAGAAAUAUAUAGAAUUAAUUGAUCAAGUCCAUUUUGUGAUCGGAUAUUUUAAGGUUUGGAUGCUAUAAUUGAAGAUGAUGGUGUGGAUCUCAAA
Salvia miltiorrhiza (redroot sage) is the source of this 4111-nucleotide messenger RNA. RefSeq names its product type I inositol polyphosphate 5-phosphatase 12-like. Gene Ontology annotation, biological process: phosphatidylinositol dephosphorylation. The transcript is spliced from 11 exons. The record is from RefSeq and is a predicted model, not a curated record. Gene Ontology annotation, molecular function: protein binding; phosphatase activity. NCBI's taxonomy places the organism in Eukaryota, Viridiplantae, Streptophyta, Magnoliopsida, Lamiales, Lamiaceae. The coding region runs from base 326 to 3778 and encodes 1150 amino acids.